AUGGCCAUGCUCACGUUGAUGUCCUAUGACCGCUACGUGGCCAUCUGCCUUCCCCUGCACUAUGACGUCAUCAUGGACGUGAGAACCUGUGUCCAUGGGGUCACAGGCGUCUGGGUCAGUGGGGCCAUCUCUGGAGUCAUGCAUACGGCAGCUACUUUCUCCAUCCAUUUCUGUGGUCCCCAUAUCAUUCACCAGUUCUUCUGUAAUGUUCCCCAGAUCCUGAAACUCUCCUGCUCUAAUGACUAUAUCUAUGAGAUAGAUGUCACUGUCUUCCUGGCUUUCGCGGGGUUUCUUUGUAUCUCCUACAUAGGAUUCUCCUACAUGCACAUCUUUUAUUCUGUACUGAGGAUACCAUCCGCUGAGGGCAGAGCUAACGCCUUUUCCACUUGCCUCCCCCACCUCACUGUUGUCUUAUUAUUUAUUUCUACAGCUACCUGUGAGUAUUUAAAAUCUCAUUCGGACACUCCAACUGUGUCAGACAUUUUACUCACUAUUAUGUAUACAGUCGUUCCACCAACAUUCAAUCCAAUGAUCUACAGCCUCAGAAAUAAAGCUGUUAAGUCAGCUGUAAGAAAAGUUUUUAAGAGGAAUAUAGUAUAUCUGUGUUGA
Messenger RNA from Sorex fumeus (smoky shrew), 609 nucleotides. Its product is annotated as olfactory receptor 14J1-like. The transcript has a single exon. The record is from RefSeq and is a predicted model, not a curated record. Gene Ontology annotation, cellular component: membrane. The coding region runs from base 1 to 609 and encodes 202 amino acids. Gene Ontology annotation, biological process: G protein-coupled receptor signaling pathway. NCBI's taxonomy places the organism in Eukaryota, Metazoa, Chordata, Mammalia, Eulipotyphla, Soricidae. Gene Ontology annotation, molecular function: olfactory receptor activity.